GUCUCUGUUUAUAUUAUAAUAAAUAAUAGCUUAUAUAUCGAUCAUCUCUUCCGUUGUCAAAAAAAGAUUCACCAGCAGCCAUCUUCUGCUUCUCUUCUUUCGCUCGGUCACUUUCCCAUGGUUCCGCUCUCCCCAAUAUGCCCGAACUUUCGGAAUUCUUCUUUUCCUUGCCAAGGUGGAUUGGAGAGUCCCUUCGCCUCCGGAACAAUUUGGGCGAGGACGACGACGAUGAGGACAACCCCAGCUCACACUCGGUGGAGUGCUACGCUUGCACACAACUGGGCGCACCUGCCUUCCACUCUACGAGCUGCGACCGAGUCCACCCUCCCGAGUGGGAGGCCUCUGCAGGCUCGUCGUUAAUACCCAUCCAAUACCGUGCGGACAACCUAAAGCCCCGGGGGUCGGAGUCCAACCGGAGACGGACGUCGACAUGGGUGUUCGGACGUGUGCUGGACCCUCGAAGCAAGCGCGUGCACAGGUGGAACCGUGCCUUCCUGCUAGCACGAGGCAUGGCACUGGCCGUCGAUCCCCUCUUCUUCUAUGCGCUAUCCAUCGGGAGGGACGGGGCGCCUUGUCUCUACAUGGACGGAGGCCUAGCGGCCAUAGUCACUGUGCUGCGCACAGUCGUCGACGCCGUGCAUCUCUUCCAUCUCUGGCUUCAAUUCCGACUCGCCUACGUUUCGAGAGAGUCUUUGGUUAUCGGGUGCGGCAAGCUGGUGUGGGACGCGCGUUCCAUUGUUUCCCACUACGUGCGCUCCCUCAAGGGAUUCUGGUUCGACGCCUUGGUCAUUCUCCCCGUUCCCCAGACAGUUUUCUGGUUGGUGGUGCCAAAGUUGAUAAGAGAGGAGAAGAUUAAGCUGAUAAUGACAAUCCUUCUAUUGAUAUUCUUAUUCCAAUUUCUCCCAAAGGUCUACCACAGCAUCUACCUUAUGAGGAGAAUGCAAAAGGUUACAGGUUACAUCUUCGGCACCAUUUGGUGGGGUUUCGGCCUUAAUCUCAUUGCCUACUUUAUUGCUUCUCAUGUUGCAGGGGGCUGCUGGUAUGUCCUCGCCAUCCAGAGAGUAGCGCAAUGCCUUGGACAACAUUGCCAAAGAGGUAGAAAGUGUAACCUCUCUUUGUCUUGUGCCAAGGAGGUCUGCUACCGGCUUCCGCUGCCAUCGGAUAUGAUAGAGAGUCCAUGCCGGGAUAAUUCAACAACCAUUGGAGUCCCUAACUUACCAGUCUGCUUAAAUGGUGAUGGGCCAUUCCGUUUUGGGAUCUACAAGUGGGCACUUCCGGUUGUUUCUAGCAAUUCUAUUGCAGUCAAGAUCCUCUACCCCAUAUUCUGGGGCUUGAUGACACUCAGUACUUUUGGUAAUGACCUUGAACCUACGAGCCACUGGCUAGAAGUGAUAUUCAGUAUAAUCAUCGUGCUCAGUGGCUUGAUGCUCUUCACUCUUUUGAUCGGAAAUAUUCAGGUGUUUUUGCAUUCGGUCAUGGCAAAGAAGCGGAAAAUGCAGUUGAGAUGCCGAGAUAUGGAAUGGUGGAUGAAGCGGAGGCAGUUGCCUUCACGUCUGAGACACAGAGUCCGGCAUUUCGAACGACAGAGGUGGGCAGCCAUGGGAGGAGAAGAUGAAAUGGAAGUGAUUAAAGACUUACCAGAAGGACUCAGGCGGGACAUUAAACGCUAUCUUUGCUUGGAUCUCAUCAGGCAGGUGCCUUUGUUCCAAAACUUGGAUGACCUUAUUCUGGACAACAUCUGCGAUAGAGUGAAACCGCUUUUCUUCUCCAAAGACGAAAAGAUAAUCAGAGAAGGAGAUCCAGUGCAGAGAAUGGUGUUCAUUGUGCAUGGGCAUAUAAAGAGUAGCCAAGGCCUGAGCAAAGGCAUGGUAGCUACAUGCAUGCUAGGUCCUGGGAACUUCCUUGGGGAUGAGCUACUUUCAUGGUGUCUCCGGCGCCCAUUCAUUGACCGUCUUCCCGCCUCAUCUGCAACGUUUAUCUGUGUGGAAGCAACUGAGGCAUUUGGGCUAGAUGCACAUCAUCUACGAUACAUCACCCAACAUUUCAGAUAUAAAUUUGCUAAUGACAGGCUCAAGAGGACGGCCAGAUAUUAUUCAUCAAACUGGAGAACAUGGGCAGCAGUCAACAUACAAUUUUCCUGGCGUCGAUACAAGUUGAGGGCCAGAGGACCUGCGCUUCAACCAACAGAAAAUGGAGACGCUGACCGACUUCUUCGCCAAUAUGCUGCUAUGUUCAUGGCUCUUAGACCACAUGAUCACCUCGAAUAAGCUAGGCAGGACUCAGGAGCGCUACGUACUCUUAAUUGUUUCAGUCCCCCCACCCCACCCCAGACCCCAUUCUCCAAAUAAACUAGACCACAUGACCACCUUCAAUAAGGCAGGAUCCUUCCAUUGAAAAAAUUGAUGGAAAUGGUGAUUGAUUCCUUGGACAAUUUUCUGCAUAUUGUUCACCACCUCCAAUAAAGCAAGGACCUUGAUCCUGUCUUGUUUCAGCCCCUGGUCCCCAAUAAUAUGUAUGUUUUAUGACAAUUCAAUGUUAUUGGGGUUUCAUUGAUGAAAAGGAAUUUGAGUUGUACAUUUUUAUUCAAAUCCUAAAUUCAUGGUACCAUGGAUAUAUUUUCA
Nelumbo nucifera (sacred lotus) is the source of this 2621-nucleotide messenger RNA. It is a transcript of the gene DND1, whose product is annotated as Cyclic nucleotide-regulated ion channel family protein. The record is from RefSeq and is a predicted model, not a curated record. Gene Ontology annotation, biological process: monoatomic ion transport; transmembrane transport. Lineage: Eukaryota; Viridiplantae; Streptophyta; Magnoliopsida; Proteales; Nelumbonaceae. Gene Ontology annotation, molecular function: monoatomic ion channel activity. Gene Ontology annotation, cellular component: membrane.